GUCCUGUGUGUGUGUGUGUGUAUGUGUGUGUGUGUGUGUGUGUUUGUGAUUAUGGAUGUUCUGGAGAUCUCCACCCGAAACCCUCAAGAAGACUUCGAGAUUCUGCUGCGGGUCGGUGGAGGGACCUAUGGAGAGGUUUAUAAGGCGCGUAAUAAACAGAAUGGCGAAUUGGCCGCCAUAAAGAUCAUCAAAAUGGAGCCUGAGGAUGAUUUCUCCAUCAUCCAGCAAGAGAUUGUGAUGGUGAAGAGCUGUACGCACAGAAACAUCGUGGCAUAUUACGGCAGCUACAUCAGGAUGAAUAAACUGUGGAUCUGCAUGGAGUACUGCGGUGGAGGCUCUCUGCAGGACAUUUACCACGUGACGGGUCCUCUGUCAGAACUGCAGAUCGCCUACAUCUGUCGAGAGAUGCUGCAGGGUCUGGAUUAUCUUCACGGACAGAAGAAGAUCCACCGAGACAUUAAGGGUGCAAAUAUUCUACUGAAUGACCACGGAGAAGUCAAACUGGCGGAUUUCGGCAUCUCUGCUCAGAUCACAGCCACUUUAGCGCGCCGCAUGUCCUUCAUCGGGACGCCGUACUGGAUGGCUCCAGAAGUGGCUGCGGUGGAGAUUAAAGGAGGAUAUAAUGAGCUGUGUGAUAUCUGGUCUGUGGGAAUCACGGCUAUAGAGCUGGCAGAGCUACAGCCGCCACUGUUUGAUGUACAUCCACUCAGAGUGUUGUUCCUGAUGUCUAAGAGCGGUUAUCAGCCUCCAAAACUCAAAGACAAGUCCAGAUGGUCUACGAUGUUCUACAGCUUCGUGAAGGCCAUGCUGAUCCGCAACCCCAAGAAGAGACCCGGCGCCAAGAAGAUGCUCACG
Molecule: messenger RNA, 855 nt
Organism: Danio rerio (zebrafish)
Lineage: Eukaryota; Metazoa; Chordata; Actinopteri; Cypriniformes; Danionidae
Source: RefSeq, a predicted model, not a curated record